This is a messenger RNA of Dromiciops gliroides (monito del monte), 5831 nucleotides long. It is a transcript of the gene RRBP1, whose product is annotated as ribosome binding protein 1. The transcript has 24 exons. Gene Ontology annotation, biological process: protein transport. The record is from RefSeq and is a predicted model, not a curated record. NCBI's taxonomy places the organism in Eukaryota, Metazoa, Chordata, Mammalia, Microbiotheria, Microbiotheriidae. Gene Ontology annotation, cellular component: endoplasmic reticulum membrane. Bases 380 to 5107 code for a protein of 1575 amino acids.
UCCACACACACACACACACACGCACACACACACACACACACGCACACUCUCACACACACUCACACGCACGCAGCGCCCGGACGGACGGACGGCAGCCAGGCGGCCAGGCGUGCAGCUGGGGAGCGGGGAAGUCGGAGGCGGCGGCGGCGGCGGCGGCGGCGGCAGGCGUGCAGCGGGCACUGCGGGGCGCUCGAGCGGCAGGCGGAGCUGCCUUCCUUCUCUGGGGCUGGGGCGAGUGGCCGGCGCCGGCUCCUCCUCGUCGGGGCUGCUUCUUUUCCCGUGACCGGCAGCGGCGGCGGCGGCGUUGGCAGCGUUUAGCGGCGGCGCCUCUUCCUAAUUCCGGCUUCUCCUAGUGCAGGUAAAAGAAAGUCAAGCCGUGAUGGAUAUCUAUGACCCCCAGACCUUGGGAGUUAUGGUGUUUGGUGGAUUCAUGUUCAUUUCAGCCAUUGGAAUCAUCCUGGUAUCCACCUUCUCCAUGAAGGAGACAUCCUAUGAAGAAGCCCUAGCCAAUCAGCGUAAGGAAAUGGCAAAAACUCAACAUCAGAAAGUGGAAAAGAAAAAGAAGGAGAAACCUGUGGAGAAGAAGGGACGAAUGAAGAAAAAGGAGGAGAAGCCCAAUGGGAAAAUACCUGAACCACAAUUGCUUCCCAAUGUAACAGUCAUCUCCAAAGAGCCUGUACCUGAGAGAGGUGUGGUGGUGACUCCUAUUGUGGUAGAAACUAUCAAACCUUCUAAAUCUCCAGUGGCACCAGCAGCUGUACCACCACCAAAAGCAGCAGCAGGACACUCAACCAAAGGAACAGCAGCACCACCACCACCAUCAACAAAAGGAACUGCAGUAGCAUCACCUCCUCCAACAAAAGGAGCUGCAGCAACACAGCCAAACAAAGGAGCAGCAGUAGUGCAACCAAAUAAAGGAGGAGCAGCAGCAGCAACACAGCCAACUAAAGGAACUGCAGUGCAGCAAAUAAAAGGAGGAACAGCAGCAGCACAGCCAGCUAAAGGAAUUGCAGUGCAGCAGACCAAAGGAGGAGCAGCAGCAGCACCACAGCCAGCUAAAGGAACUGCAGUGCAGCAGACCAAAGGAGGAGCAGCAGCAGCACAACCAGCUAAAGGAACUGCAGUGCAGCAGACAAAAGGAGGAGCAGCAGCAGCACAACCAGCUAAAGGAACUGCAGUUCAGCAGACAAAGGGAGGAGCAACAGCAGCACAGCCAGGUAAAGGAACUGCAGUGCAGCAGACAAAGGGAGGAGCAGCAGCAGCAGCACAGCCAGCUAAAGGAACUGCAGUGCAACAAACAAAGGGAGGAGCAGCAGCAGCACAGCCAGCUAAAGGAGGAGCAGCAGCAGCAGCACAGCCAGGUAAAGGAACUGCAGUGCAGCAAACAAAGGGAGGAGCAGCAGCAGCACAACCAGCUAAAGGAGGAGGAGCAGCAGCAGCACAGCCAGCUAAAGGAACUGCAGUGCAACAAACAAAGGGAGGAGCAGCAGCAGCACAGCCAGCUAAAGGAACUGCAGUGCAACAAACAAAGGGAGGAGCAGCAGUAGCACAGCCAGCUAAAGGAACUGCAGUGCAGCAAACAAAAGGAGGAGCAGCAGCAGCACAGCCAGCUAAAGGAACUGCAGUGCAGCAAAAAAAAGGAGGAGCAGCAGCAGCACAGCCAGCUAAAGGAACUGCAGUGCAGCAAACAAAGGGAGGAGCAGCAGCAGCACAGCCAGCUAAAGGAGGAGGAGGAGGAGGAGGAGGAGCAGUGCAGCAAACAAAAGGAGGGACAGCAGCAGUGCAACCAAACAAAGGAGCACAACCAACCAAAGCAGUGCCACCACAAACAAAAGGAGCAGCAACAUCACCAGGAAAAACUGCAGCUGUGGCAGUGGCACCAUCAUCCCCAGUAGAGCAAGGGGCAGCAGCACCAUUAGGGAAGCGAGCUGCACGGGCUGCACGGGCGGCGGCGGCAGCCCAGGCAGCAGCAGUGCAGGCAGUACUGGUAACACCAUCACCACCAGUAGAGGAAGGGGCAACAGCGCCAGCACCAUUAGGGAAGCGGGCAAAACGGGCAGCUCGGGCAGCAGCAGCACAGGCAGCGGCAGCAGCAGAGGCAGCAGUGCAGGCAGUACCAAUAGUGCCAGCAUCACCAGUGGAGGAAGGGGAACCAGCACCAAUGGGGAAGCGGGCAAAACGAGCAGCUCGGGCAGCAGCAGCACAGGCAGCGGCAGCAGCAGAGGCAGCAGUGCAGGCAGUACCAGUAGUGCCAACAUCACCAGGGGGGCAAGGAGAACCAGCACCAUUGGGGAAGCGGGCAAAACGAGCAGCUCGGGCAGCAGCAGCACAGGCAGCAGCAGAGGCAGCAGUGCAGGCAGUAACAGUAGUGCCAACAUCACCAGUAGGACAAGGGGCACCAGCAACCUCAGGGGGUCGGGCAGCAGCAAGGGCAGCUCCAGCAGUGCAAGUAGCACCAGUAGUAGCUGUGGUAGCAAGUGCCCCUGCACCCCUGCAAGGGCAGCCUGCUUCAUCCCCUAAGGAAAAGAGGAAGAAGGAGAAAAAGGUGGCAAAGGUGGAGCCAGCACCCAGCCCUGUUGUGAGUUCCAUGCAUGUCCUUUCCUCCAAGUCCUCGGUGCUUGAAGCUGCUCCCAAAGAGGUCCCUGUGGUUGCUGUUCCUCCCGUUGGAACAAAGACCAGUGCCUCAGCUGCCAGCCUAGCCCAUGGCAAAAAGGCAGAAGUUAUCGUCAACCAUGAGGAGCCAAAACAUGAAGCCCCAUCAAAGAAGAAAUCUUCCAAGAAAAAGAGUGAGCCAACUCCAGCAGAUUCUGAUGGCCCCCUCUAUCUGCCCUACAAGACUCUGGUAUCUACCCUCAGAAGUACAGUUUUCAAUGAAGGAGAAGCCCAUUGUCUCAUCGAAAUCUUAUCCGAGAAAGCUGGUGUUGUUCAGGAUACCUGGCAUAAGGCUACUCAGAAAGGUGAUCCAGUGGCGGUUUUAAAGAGACAACUGGAGGAGAAGGAAAAGCUGCUGGCUACGGAACAACAAGAUGCCGCUGCUGCCAAAAACAGACUGAGGGAACUUAAUAAGGAGCUCGCAUCUGAGAAGUCAAAGGCAGCUGCUGGGGAAGCCAAUGUGAAAAAACAACUCUUGGCCAGGGAACAAGAGAUUGUAGCUGUAGAAGCCCGCAUGAAAGCCAGUUACCGGGACCAUGUCAAUGAAGUGCAGCAGCUGCAGGGGAAGAUUCGGAGUCUUCAAGAGCAAUUGGAGAAUGGACCAAAUACGCAGUUGGCUCGUCUACAGCAGGAGAACUCGAUUCUCAGGGAUGCUUUGAACCAAGCAACCAGUCAGACAGAGAGCAAGCAAAACGCUGAACUGGCCAAGCUCAAGCAAGAGUGCAGUAAGCUCACAAAAGAAGUGGCCGAAAAGUCUGACGCUGUGCAGCAGGAGGAACAGCAGAAGAAGACCCUAGAGAUCAAAGCUACAACCUUGGAGAAACAGGUCCAUCAGCUGCAGGUUUCCCAAAAAGAAAAGGAAGAUGCCCUCCAGAAGAGACUGGAUGAAGUGAGUGGAGAGCUUCGCAAAUCCCAAUCCAGCUACAAAAAUGUUUUGGCAGAUUUGGAGAAAGCAAAAGGAGAUCAGCAGAAUAUUGCUGAACUGCGUAGCAAAUUACAGUCCUCUGAAACAGAGGUGAAAAGCAAGUCUGAAGAGUUGAAUAAACUCAAAGGGAAGUUGUCGGAGUCUAGUACGGAAAAUGCAAAGCUCACUGAAAGGAUUAAAUCCAUCGAGUCUCUCUUGGAAGCUGGCCAGGCCAAGGAAGCCAAAGAUGCCCAGGUUAGCCAAACAGAAGUGGACCAGUUGCAAGCAAGGCUCAAAGAGCGUGAGGCCCAGGUCACAUCUUUGGAAAAGGAAGCAACGGAGCUGAAGGAGGCUGUUGAGCAGCAAAAGCUAAAAAAUAAUGACCUCCGAGAGAAAAACUGGAGAGCAAUGGAAGCUUUGGCAUCUGCUGAAAAAGGAUGUGAGGAGAAACUGAGUUCUUUAACCAAAGCAAAGGAAGAAGCAGAGAAGCAAUUCAACAUCACCCAGACAAAAACAAAAGAAACUCUUCUGUCCCUCUUCCCAGACAUCUCAAUAGCCACACAACAGAGUUAUGAUGGGUGGCUACAGGAAUUCAAAGAGAAGAGCACAGAAGCGGUCAAACAGAAAGCUCCUGCUGGGGAAUCUUUGGACUUAGCAUCUAAGUUAAAAGACGCCGAGGAAGCCCAAAGCACUUUACAGUCGGAAUGUGACCAGUACCGAUCCAUCCUCGCAGAAACGGAAGGCAUGUUGAAAGAUCUUCAGAAGAGCGUAGAGGAGGAAGAGCAGGUAUGGAAAGCCAAGCUCACGAUAUCAGAAGAAGAACUACAAAAGUCACAAAUCAAAGUGAAACAUCUCGAAGAAACCAUGGAGAAGUUAAAAGAAGACCUACAGAAUGCAACUCAGGUCAAAGAAUACGCCGCUCUCUUGGAGGCACGGCUAGAAGAGCACAUGUUAGCAUCCAGUGAAGAAUGUCAAAAGUACACAAAAGAGGUUGAGUCGUUGAGGGACCUUCUAACAGAAGCCCGAGAGCAGAUGGAUGCCACUAACAGUGAAGCACAGAAGCAGAGCAAGGAACUCGCACUGGUCAGGCAGCAGUUGAGUGAGAUGAAGAACCAUGUACAGGAUGGUGAAGUGGUUGGGUCGCAGGCUGACCUAACCGAGCAGGAACCUCUCGAGGUUAGGGCGCUGAAAACACGGCUGGAACAGACAGAAACCCUCCUAGAGCAGGAACAGAUCCAGCGGCAGAAGCUUAUAGCCGAGUUCGAGGAAGCCCAGAAUUCAGUGUGUAAUUUACAAGCAGAGUUGGAGAAGCUUCGAGCAUCCACCAACAUAGAGUCUUCAGAAACAGAGGAAGCUGUUCAGCUGAAGGAAAGGCUCGAAAAAGAAAAGAAGUUAACAAAGGAUUUGGGUCAAGCUGCUACCAAGCUCCAAGGGCUUUUGAAAAUGACCCAGGAGCAGUUAAUCAAGGAGAAAGAAAUGGUAAAGAAGUUGCAAGAGAAGCUUGAGAAAACGGAGGGCGCUGGUGGUACAAAGGAAGGGACCUCUGUCUGAAGCACCUCUGGGAUUAAAAAUUCCUUAUCCAACUUUACCAAAAUGCCUUACACAUUCCUUAAAAACAAACCAACCCGGGGCAGCUAGGUGGCACAGUGGAUAGAGCACUGGCCCUGGAGUCAGGAGGACCUGAGUUCAAAUCUGGCCUCAGACACUUACUAGCUGUGUGACCCUGGGCAAGUCACUUAACCCCAAUUGCCUUACCAGAAAAAAAAAACAAAAAACAAAAAAAAACAAACCAACCUGAAAAAAAAAAUACACACGUUCCACAUCCUGUAGCUAUGAGACGGAAGCCAUUAGUGAACCAGAACCUUUUAGAUUCACAAAAGACAUACUACAGGCACCACCUUUGUAAAGGAAUCUUUGUAAUGUUUUCUAAAACGGUAUUCCCUGGGGCAAGCCCUGGACUGUCAGGAAGCAGACUCCAAAGCCUUGAUUAAUUCUUCUGUAUGAACAGAACCCAUGAAUGUGUGAAACCGGGGGAUGGGGGGAGGGAGAGCGGGAGGGAGAAAGUCUAUGUAUCUGUACGUCAAUCAGUGCAAUUGUUUGUUGUUGGGGGUGGGGGUGGGGUGGGAGUGACUGUUUUGCAGAGUUGUUGAGAAUGGGGAGAAAGAGCAGGCUUGAGAGAGGGGGUUGUAAAAGAAGCGGGUCAUGAAGUUGCCAACAAGACCUGAUUGUGAAUUUCUGGAUGUUACUGCUAUUAAAACCAAUGUUGUAGCUGUCA